Messenger RNA from Camellia sinensis, 2062 nucleotides. Its product is annotated as protein EMSY-LIKE 3. Gene Ontology annotation, cellular component: nucleus. Gene Ontology annotation, biological process: defense response to fungus. Lineage: Eukaryota; Viridiplantae; Streptophyta; Magnoliopsida; Ericales; Theaceae. The record is from RefSeq and is a predicted model, not a curated record.
GCUCCAUAAUUAAAUUUCAAGUCCGCGUUUCUCAGCUGGUAGUCCCAGUCCCCUCUCUUCUGUUUAUGAAGUCCGAAUGAACUCUCUCUUCUUCUCUCCCAACCAAACCCUACGAUAAUCGCCGUCGAUUCGUCUCUGUAGAACCCUCGAAUUGCUCGAUUCUAGGGCCAAACACAAAGCAAUCAACCAAACCACUUUCACAAAUAGUAUAUUCGUCUACUCCAACUUCAUUCAGAUGAAGUUCUAUCAAAGUUCCCCAGUUGCGGAGAGCUCUCUGUGAGGCCUAAGAUUUCGUUUUUUUCUUCAAUUCUUGCUGUUGGUGGGUUUACAAAGAAGCUGGCUAUGGACUACGAACCCUACGACAGCAGUGGAACUGAUGACGAUCUUCCUCCACCACAUCAAAAUAGAAUUCCAAGAGGGGGACGUGUUGCAGGGAAUGGAAGAUCUGCUGUAAUGGGUUCUGUCCCAUACCCCAGGAUGUAUGGUGAAACUGACAUGGAGGCCCAAAUUCACCACCUUGAGCAAGAAGCAUACAGUUCAGUUCUAAGAGCCUUUAAGGCUCAAGCGGAUGCCAUUACUUGGGAGAAGGAAAGUUUAAUAACUGAGCUCAGAAAAGAGCUGAGAUUAUCAAAUGAAGAACAUAGAGAGCUUCUUGGGAGGGUUAAUGCUGAUGAUGUCAUUCGGAGGAUAAGGGAGUGGAGACAGGCGGGUGGGCUUCAACCUGGCAUGCUUAGUACUGGUCAAGCUGUUCAUGAUCCAGUGCCCAGUCCCACUGUCUCAGCAUCACGCAAGAAACAGAAGAUAACCCAGUCCGUACCUUCCCAAUCCUUUGGCGUGCCAUCUCCUCCUUUCCACCCACAAACGGUGGCUGCUUCCACCCAACCAUCUUCUUCAGGUGCAAAACGAGGACCUGUUAUGGGAGCAAAAGGCAAGAAGCAUAAAUCUGGUCCAAUUUUGCCUGGUGCAUCUUCGAUGAAAAUGCAGUACCCUUCCCCAGGUCCAGCUGGGAGGGGUCAAAUUGGUAAUCGAGUUUCUUCUAGUGCACUUGCAAGUGAACCUGCUGAAGGAGUGCCAUUUGAUUCUUUGGUUGGGAGGAAAGUGAGGACUAGGUGGCCUGACGACAAUAAUUUUUAUGAAGCUGUUAUUACUGACUACAAUCCAGUUGAGGGCCGACAUGCUCUAGUUUACGAUAUUGGUUCUACAAAUGAGACAUGGGAAUGGGUCAAUCUGGCCGAGAUUUCUCCUGAAGAUAUUCAAUGGGAGGGCAAAGAUCCUGGAAUAUCUCGUCAAGCAGGUUAUGGUGUAUCAGGACAUGUGAUGGGUAGAUCUGUUGGGCGUGAUGGUGGUCCAACUGGAGGAAAAGGGAGGGGGGUGAUGAAAGGUCAACCGAGGAAGGAUUUUCCGCCCUUACAGAAUGGCAUAGGAAAGAAGGGAUCGGAUGAAAUUCAAUUACUUCACACAGAUAAUCUAAUUAAGGAGGUGGAGAGAGUCUUUGGUGUCAGUAAUCCGGAUCCACUUGAAAUUGAGAAAGCAAAGAAGGUGCUGAAGGAGCAUGAGCAAGCGCUUGCUGAUGCAAUUGCACGGCUUGCAGAUAUUUCUGAUGGUGAAGAUGAGGGUGGCCAUUUCUUGCCCAUGGACCGGGAAUAAUGAGCUCUGGUUCUGAUGGAAGUAGAAUAGCUGGUCACAAAAUAGCUGGAGGGAGGUAUUCAGAUGACCGUCAAACUGAGCAGAGAGAGCGUAGUGGGAUGUUAAUCGUCCCUUGUGAUUCUGGGGGCUUUGUUGUAUAAUGCCAUUAUUCUCUGACCGUAGUUUUUUUCCCGAAAGUUGAAUUGGUCUUAAUUUUGAGUGUUUUUUAGAGUAGUAGGCAAAUUGUUAGCUGGGUGGUGGGGUGAUAACAUUUCUUCACUAACCAGGUUGAUACUUGUGUAAAAUAGUUAUAGUAUUUAAGCAGUGAUCAUGUACAAAGUUGUUUUUGUUUUAUGGCUGACUUUAUGUACUUUGUUUUGCUUUUGCUUUUGUAAUUCAUGAAAUAUUUAUCUAGUUAGUUAUUUUGGGAAUCAAA